This is a messenger RNA of Pistacia vera, 642 nucleotides long. RefSeq names its product class V chitinase-like. The coding region runs from base 1 to 642 and encodes 213 amino acids. The record is from RefSeq and is a predicted model, not a curated record. The transcript has 2 exons. Gene Ontology annotation, molecular function: chitinase activity; chitin binding. Lineage: Eukaryota; Viridiplantae; Streptophyta; Magnoliopsida; Sapindales; Anacardiaceae. Gene Ontology annotation, biological process: chitin catabolic process; carbohydrate metabolic process. Gene Ontology annotation, cellular component: extracellular region.
AUGGUGGCCAAGAUUAUCACCAUUGUCAUUUUCUAUAUUUUCUUCUCUAUAAAAUUGCGCCCUUCAAUAGCGCAAACUAAUUGGAUCAGGGUUGGUUAUUACCGUCCAUCAAAUGAGUUCCCGAUCCCGUACAUAAAUUUUACUCUCUUCACUCACAUAAUUUGUGCUUAUGCUGCUGUGAAUUCCACCUCCUACCAACUCUCUUUAUCGCCAGAUGAUAAAACAGAAUUGGUCCAUGUUAUUUCUAGUAAUUACACUCAACCUCUUUCGAGCAACCUUACAAGCGCUCAUGCAGCUUUGUAUGACCCUAGUAGUUAUCUUAAUACGGAUUAUGGUAUAAGAGAUUGGAUCAUUGGAGGAUUAUCAGCUAAUAAAUUGGUUUUGAGUUUGCCUUUCUAUGGCUCCGCGUGGACGCUUGAGAACCCUAUAAACAAUGGUAUUGGUGCGCCAGCAAAAGGACCAGCUGUUGAUGGAACUGGAUUUCUUACACACAAAGAAAUCAAGAAUUACACAAAGCGAAAUGGUCCGGAUGUUCAUGUUUUGUACAACUCAACUAAUGUGGUUAAUUACUGGACAAAGGGAACAACUUGGAUUGGGUUUGAUGAUGUUGAAGCUGUUAGGGCUAAGGUUGCUUAUGCCUAA